Molecule: messenger RNA, 748 nt
Organism: Sorex fumeus (smoky shrew)
Lineage: Eukaryota; Metazoa; Chordata; Mammalia; Eulipotyphla; Soricidae
Product: ras-related C3 botulinum toxin substrate 1-like
Exons: 1
Coding region: 79-657 (192 amino acids)
Biological process (GO): regulation of actin cytoskeleton organization; regulation of cell shape; establishment or maintenance of cell polarity
Cellular component (GO): cytoskeleton; plasma membrane; cell projection
Molecular function (GO): GTP binding; protein kinase binding; GTPase activity
Source: RefSeq, a predicted model, not a curated record
CCCGCCGCCGCGCGCCGCCCCCCGCGCCCCGUCCCGCGCCCGCCCGCCCGCCGCGAACGCGGCCCCCCGGCGGCCCAGAUGCAGGCCAUCAAGUGUGUGGUGGUGGGAGACGGCGCCGUGGGUAAGACGUGUCUCCUGAUCAGCUACACGACCAAUGCCUUCCCCGGAGAGUACAUCCCCACCGUCUUCGACAACUAUUCUGCCAAUGUUAUGGUCGAUGGGAAGCCCGUGAACUUGGGCCUGUGGGAUACGGCUGGGCAGGAGGACUACGACAGACUGCGCCCCCUGUCCUACCCGCAGACGGAUGUGUUCCUCAUCUGCUUCUCUCUCGUGAGUCCUGCGUCCUUCGAGAAUGUGCGUGCGAAGUGGUACCCCGAAGUACGACAUCACUGUCCCAAAACCCCCAUCAUCCUGGUGGGCACCAAGCUCGACCUCCGGGAUGACAAAGACACGAUCGAGAAGCUUAAAGAGAAGAAGCUGACGCCCAUCACCUACCCGCAGGGCCUGGCCAUGGCCAAGGAGAUCGGUGCCGUCAAGUACCUGGAGUGCUCGGCGCUCACGCAGCGGGGCCUGAAGACAGUGUUCGACGAGGCCAUCCACGCCGUGCUCUGCCCGCCGCCCGUCAAGAAGCGGAAGAAGAAGUGCCUGCUGCUGUGAGGGCCGCGCCGCGCAAUGCCAAGUUUUUGUUACAGAUUAGUUUCCCCACGAGACCCUUGAACCAAUCAGUCAUUUUAAGGCUUUGUUUCAA